This is a messenger RNA of Lodderomyces elongisporus, 1533 nucleotides long. RefSeq lists its product as uncharacterized. Bases 1 to 1533 code for a protein of 510 amino acids. The transcript has a single exon. Gene Ontology annotation, biological process: transmembrane transport. Lineage: Eukaryota; Fungi; Ascomycota; Pichiomycetes; Serinales; Debaryomycetaceae. The record is from RefSeq and is a predicted model, not a curated record. Gene Ontology annotation, cellular component: membrane; endoplasmic reticulum.
AUGGGUUUUAUCUCUUCAUUAUCAGAUGCCUUUUUAAACUACUACUAUUACUACUACUGCACAAGCAACUACGCCAUUAGAACUAGUGAUGACAACAGUUCCACUAGUUCAAUCUCAUUGUUUGACACCUCGUUUCUUACCUUUCAAGCGGUACUAGAAGUUGUCAUAAUAUGUUUUGCAGGGUUCAUAGCUGCCAAAUCUGGCUUGUUAAACACACAAGGCCAGAAACUAUUGAGUUCGCUAAAUGUUGAAUUAUUCACGCCGUGUCUUAUAUUCUCCAAACUAGCAAGCUCACUUAGUAUAUCAAAAUUAAUCGACAUUAUUAUCAUUCCGAUAUUCUUUGCCAUUUCGACUUUGGCAUCAUACUUUUGUUCAAGAUUAACGUCAUGGUUACUACAAUUGAAUGACCCGGAAACUGACUUUGUUACAGCAAUGGGUGUAUUUGGUAACUCAAACUCACUUCCAGUAUCAUUGACUUUGAGCUUGGCCUAUACAUUGCCUGGUCUUUUAUGGGAUGACAUACCUGACGACACAAGCGAUAAAGUUGCUGGUAGAGGUAUAUUGUACUUGUUGAUUUUCCAACAAUUGGGCCAGAUCUUGAGAUGGUCAUGGGGUUUCAACAGACUUUUAAGGAAAAGAUCAACUGCAGAGUUGAAUACAUACUAUACAAAGAAUGGAGUCAUUGUGCAUACCGAACAAUCAAGGUUAUUGGACGGAGAGCAAGCAUUGUACAUUGGCGAAGCUGAAGAAGCUUCAAACGAAGUUGACGCAUCGUCAUCAUCAUCAUCUUUGUCAUCAUCAUCAUCGUUAUCAGCACCAGUUACUACAACAAGAGCAACUAGUUUGCAAAGUGGCGGAAACAUUGAAAGCGAACUGGAUAACGAAUUGGAUUCACAUGAUAAUAGUGAGACAAAGAGCAAUGAUAUUCAUCGCAACGUGACUAUGUUUGUUCAGAGCAUUCCACAACUUCCCGGAAUCAAACAGUUUCUUGCAUUUAUGAAUCCACCAUUGUAUGCCAUGCUAAUCAGUGUCAUUGUUGCUUCAACCCCAUUGCAGCAAGUAUUUUUUGAUACUACUGGCAACAAUGGUAAUGGUUCUUUUAUCCACAAUACUUUUACCAAUGCCAUCACUAAUCUAGGUUCAGUAUCGAUCCCACUUAUAUUGAUUGUCCUUGGCUCAAACUUGUAUCCAUCACAAGAUAUACCCGCAGCUUCGAAACAUUAUAAUCGAAUGCUUAUAGGUUCAUUAGUUUCAAGAAUGAUUCUUCCGCCUAUCAUUCUAUUACCAAUCAUUGCCAUGUGUGUCAAGUAUAUCAAUACUUCGAUAUUGGAUGAUCCAAUCUUUUUGAUUGUGGCAUUUGUCUUGACAGUGAGUCCACCAGCAAUCCAAUUGAGUCAGAUCUCGCAAUUGAAUGGAAUAUAUCAGAAAGAAAUGGCAGGCGUGUUAUUCUGGGGGUAUGUCAUUUUGACGUUGCCCACAACAAUUUUCAUUGUUGUGUUUUCGUUAAAGGUCUUGGACUGGUCACAACUGUGA